Messenger RNA from Pollicipes pollicipes, 1843 nucleotides. RefSeq names its product dnaJ homolog subfamily C member 2. Gene Ontology annotation, biological process: 'de novo' cotranslational protein folding; regulation of translational fidelity. Gene Ontology annotation, cellular component: cytosol. The transcript has 11 exons. NCBI's taxonomy places the organism in Eukaryota, Metazoa, Arthropoda, Thecostraca, Pollicipedomorpha, Pollicipedidae. The annotation marks the transcript as partial. The record is from RefSeq and is a predicted model, not a curated record. Gene Ontology annotation, molecular function: Hsp70 protein binding; ribosome binding.
CCCUUUUGGCUUCCACUUUAUCAGGAUGGCCAUGGGGGAUGUAGACCCAUUUGGAACCAUAGAAAUAUUGGGAUGCCUGUCAGAAUACGACCUGGUCGAGGUGGAGCCGGUGGGCGGCCGGUACCAGCAGUUCUGCUCGGCGCGCGCCAACUCGCACUGCCUCGGCGACUCGGAGGCAGCGGCUGAGCUCGAGCCCGAGGACGACUCGGCCAGCGAGCUCGCGCUCGAGGACGACAUCGGCUUCCUGCGCACACUCGACCCCAAGGAAUGGAAGAAGCAGGACCACUACAAGGUGCUGGGACUGACCAAGCUGCGCUUCAAGGCCACCGAGGAGGACAUUAAGCGGGCAUACCGGCAGAAGGUGCUGAAACACCACCCGGACAAGCGGCGCGGCGCCGGAGAGGAGAUCCGCGAGGAGGACGACUACUUCACCUGCAUCACCCGCGCUUACGAGACGCUCGGCGCGCCCGCCAAACGGGCCAGCUUCGACUCUGUGGACCCGCUCUUCGACGACGAGAUACCCGACGGCAAAGUCAGCAAGGAAAAGUUCUUUAAGACGUUCCGGCCGGUGUUCGCGAGGAAUGCCCGCUGGUCCAGCAAGCAGCCGGUGCCUGACCUGGGCUCGCCCACCUCCUCCCGCGACCACGUCGAGUGCUUCUACAGCUUCUGGUACAACUUCGACUCGUGGCGCGAGUUCAGCUAUCUGGACGAGGAGGAAAAAGAGAAGGGCGAGAACCGGGACGAGCGGCGCUUCAUCGAGCGGCAGAAUAAGGCAGCGCGUAAAGACCGCAAGAAGGCGGAGACGGCGCGCUUGCGCCAGCUGGUGGACAGUGCCUAUGCCUGCGAUCCGCGUGUGCAGCAGUUCAAGGAGGCCGACCGUCAGAAGAAGGCCGCUCAGAAGCAGCGCAAACAGGAGGAGCGCCAGAAGCGGAUAGAGGAGGAGCAGCAGACGCUGCGCGCGGCCGAGGAGGAGGCGCGCCUCCGCCGCGAACAGGAGGAGGCCGCCUGCCGCGCCGAGCAGGAGACGUCGCGCCGCGAGCGUGAGGCGGCGCGCCAGGCGCUGGCACGCAGCCGGCAGACGCUACGCCAGCUGUGCGCCGGCAGCGGCUACUUCGCCGCGUCGGACGCCGAGCGGGCCGACCACAUGAUGGAGGUGGAGCGCAUGUGCACGGUGUUGGAUGCGGCGCGGCUGGACGAGCUGGGCGAGCAGCUGCGGGCGGCGGCCGACGGCCGGCCGCUCUUCCUCGCCGAGGUGCAGACUGUCCGCGAGCACAUGCAGCAGGAGAGAAUCGGUGUCGACUCGGGCUCGACCAAGUCGGCGGCCGGCGGCGACAAGAGCAAGGCCAAGGCCUGGUCGCACGAGGAGCUGCAGACGCUGAUCAAGGCUGUGAAACUGUUCCCCGCCGGCACCAGUCAACGGUGGGAAGUAAUAGCUAGCUUUAUUAAUCAGCACGUGGAGGGUUCGAAAAGGACUGCCAAAGAGGUGCUGGCGCAUGCGAAGGACCUGCAGAAGUCCGAUCAGAGGCUCAAACAGUCGGCCAACCAGAAUGCGUAUGAGAACUUUGAGAAGACGACCAAGGCGCCGAGCAAGAUAGACAACUCGGGAAUCUCAGAGCGCACUGAAACGCCGCUAGACCAGCAGGGUAGCAACUCGGCGCCGUGGACGCCCGAAGAGCAGAAGCGGCUGGAGCAGGCACUCAAGACGUACGGGCCACAGACGGCCGAACGCUGGGACCGCAUCGCCGAGUGUCUGCCCAACCGGACCCGCAAGGACUGCAUGCGGCGCUACAAGGAGCUGGUGGAGCUGGUCAAGGCCAAGAAGGCGGCACAGGCGGCCGUCAGC